AUGGAUCAAGAGCUCCUCCAGCUUCUCUCUGAUACCCAAAACGCCGCCGCAGACACUCGAAAGAACGCUGAGCUACGCCUACAGAGCCUCUAUUCGAACGAGAACUUCCCCCUGUCCCUCGCCUCGAUAGCAUCACAUAGCUCGGUUCCCGUUCCUCUGCGACAGUCUGCUCUCGUUGUUCUGCGUACCUUCAUCAAUUCAGCAUGGUCCUCGCAGCUCGAUGAUUUCAAGGGCCAGGUCCUGGUCAACGACGCGAACAAGGCACAUCUCAGACGCGUUCUGCUCGAGCUAGCUACCUCGCCAGAGCAGGAUGACCGCAAGGUCAAGACCUCAGCCAGUCUGGUCGUCAGCCGCAUCGCCAGUGCUGAUUUCCCGGAAGACUGGCCCGAGAUACUGCCGACGCUGCUGCAGAUUAUCCCCAACAGCACAGAUGUCCAGCUCCACGGCGCCCUGAAGGUCCUGUCCGACCUGGUGGAGACAGGAUUCAGUGAAGAACAGUUCUUCAAGGUGGCUAGAGAGCUGGUGUCGACGGUGUUCAACGUUGCGACUAAUACCUCGCGCAAACCGAUAUUGCGGGCACUUGCCGUUUCGACCUUCAGAGCCUGCUUGGAUACUCUGGAGAUGGUCAUCGAGCAGCACAAGAUCGAGGUCAGACAGUUUAUGGACGAGGCUCUCGAUGGAUGGUUGCCGUUCUUCAUUGCUACCAUCAAGGAGCCGCUCCCAGCCAUGCCCUCAGAGGAGGAGGAGGCCACAGACGCCCCUAUCCCGCAGCAGUGGCGCGGUACUAUUAUGAAAGUCCGAACUGUCCUGCCCGCCUUACUUACAACCAAGAGCACCACACUCUUCCACACCAUCUGGACCGAGUUGACCACCAUCCAAGACGCAUAUCAGCAGCUCUAUAUUCACGACGAGAGACAGGGCCGUCUCGAGGAUGCAGAUAACCUUCCAUACACACUUGACUUUUUGGUUCUGGAGGAACUAGACCUCUUACAAGCCUUGCUUCGCGCACCGCCUGUCAGAAUUGAACUGGAGAACCAGUUAAAGCUUGCUGGAGCUACCGCCUCCUCUUCAAGCUGGUUGCCAGAGAUGAUGAAGCUAGUCGUGUCUUACGCCCAGAUCACCACCGAAGAAGAAGGCCUCUGGGAUAUCGAUGUCAACCUGUACCUUUCCGAGGAAACCUCCGUUACAGCCAACUACACUCCUAGAACCUGCGGUGGUGACCUUGUCAUCAGACUCGGAGAAUGGCUGAAGCGUGCUGCUGUUGACGGCCUACUUUCGUACACCAACUCCCUCUUCGCGGAUCCCAGUACUGGAUGGAAAUACCGUGAAGCUGCUCUGUUUAUUCUCAACCAGCUACUUCGAGACCUCAGUGAUGUGGAUCAAACCAUUUCUGCCGACCUAGCCAGCAGUUUCAACGAGUUCGUCAAGUUUUGCAUCCAGCAGGAUGAGGUUUUCCUUCGUUCCAGAGGCUACCUUGUUGCAGGUAUUCUUGCACAGACUGCCGGAGAAGGAUUCUAUCAAUCCGCAGUGCCGUAUCUUGAAGCCGCUGUCCAGGCUAUUCGAGAUGACCCAUCGGAGGUCGUUAAAGUCUCCUGCAUUCGAGUCCUGCAAGACUUCUUGCCUGCCCUCCCUCAAGCGACGGCAGCACCUUUCCAGGUACCCGUGCUGUCGAUACUUGCAGACUUUAUUUCUAGCCACGACCUUCGUGAUUUCUCCGAAGGAGAUGAUCUUAAAUUCACCUUAGCAGAUACGUUACGCGACACCAUCCUGGUUGACGCUAACAUCGUUCUCACUUCGACUGCAUUGGAUGUCCUUUUCAACAUCGCCAGUGCUGGUGCAGGGAACUUCCAGCUAGCCAUGAUUGUGACCGAAACGUUUGAACAAAUCGUCCAGCACAUCGCUGCUCAGGGAUCGGAUGCGUAUGUUAGCUUGUGCGAGAAAGUACUUCCUCCUUUGACUGGCGCUCUUGAUGUUGGAAAUAUUACACAGGAGAAUUCGUUGACAAACUUGGCCACCGACCUUUUACGAGCUCUUGCUGAAAAUGGUCUGCAGCCGCUCCCACAGGGACUGAUUGCAACUGUAAUGCCAAAGUUGAAUCGCCUGCUGCUCGGAUCUGGUGAUAGUGAACUUCUUCCCUCCGCAACCCUAGCCGUCAAGCAUAUGCUGGAGCGUGAUCCAAAUCAGUUCUUUGCCUGGCAAGACCCACAGACCGGAAAGGGUGCAAUCGAAACAGUUUUGUUUAUUAUCGACCGUCUCCUUGGCUCUGCAGUGGACGAUAAUGCUGCAUCCGAGGUCGGCGAGCUUGCCGCAGAGUUGGUCGAGAAGGCCGGUGCAGAGAAGCUAGGCCCAUACCUACCUCAGCUUCUACGCGCUGUUGCCCAGCGACUGGCCACUGCGGAAAAGGCCCAGCUGAUUCAAAGCCUUAUCCUUGUCUUCGCUCGCUUAUCCCUCGUCAAUACCCGAGACGUCAUUGACUUCCUCGCCCAGCUCGACAUCAACGGUCAAUCUGGUCUCCAUGUCGUCUUGGCUAAAUGGCUCGAGAACUCCGUCACUUUCGCCGGAUACGACGAGAUUAGACAGAAUGUUAUUGCUCUAUCUAAACUCUACCAACUUGACGACCCCCGUAUCGCGGAAAUACAAGUCAAAGGCGAGCUCAUCAUUCAAGAUACAGGCAGAAUCAAGACCCGGUCUCAAUCCCGCAAGAACCCAGAUCGAUAUACCAUUAUCCCGGCGCCGUUGAAAAUUAUCAAAGUCCUUAUUGAAGAGCUGUCUUCCGCAUCGGGGGCUAGAGAUAUCCGAGGCGCUGCCGGCCUCUCAGGAAACCAACUGGAAGAUCUCGAAAGCGACGAUGAGAACGAUGACUGGGAAGACCUCCCAACUAAAAAUGACUUCCUGGAUUUGGGCCUCGGCAUCACGAAGCAGGAGUUGAUGAGCUACGGCGCUGAAGGAGAUGCUGGAGCACUCGCUACACGACAGAGAGAUGACGAGACACAGGCGUUUUUGACACAGUUCUUCACCGAAACUGCUUCUACACCUAGAUUCCAGGAGAUUUUCUCUGCGCUCACUCCAGCUGAACAAGGCAGACUACAGAGCUUGUCCUCUUGA
Molecule: messenger RNA, 3105 nt
Organism: Microsporum canis CBS 113480
Lineage: Eukaryota; Fungi; Ascomycota; Eurotiomycetes; Onygenales; Arthrodermataceae
Product: KapG
Exons: 3
Coding region: 1-3105 (1034 amino acids)
Biological process (GO): protein import into nucleus
Cellular component (GO): cytosol; nuclear envelope
Molecular function (GO): small GTPase binding
Source: RefSeq, a predicted model, not a curated record